Messenger RNA from Cucurbita maxima (winter squash), 4513 nucleotides. Its product is annotated as protein CROWDED NUCLEI 1-like. Gene Ontology annotation, biological process: nucleus organization. Gene Ontology annotation, cellular component: nucleus. Bases 486 to 4124 code for a protein of 1212 amino acids. Lineage: Eukaryota; Viridiplantae; Streptophyta; Magnoliopsida; Cucurbitales; Cucurbitaceae. The record is from RefSeq and is a predicted model, not a curated record. The transcript is spliced from 8 exons.
CGCACAAAGGCAGGCUGGAGAUAGAUAGAUAGAAAGAUUAGAGAGAGGGGGAUCGGUUCGAUUUGUGAGACGUUGUCGGAUUUCAAAUCUUCAUUUCGCCUGAAUUUGGGAAUUCCGUUCACGUCCGGCUUAGGGCGUUCUUAAUAGAACUGGAAUACGCGGAAGGUUGAGGGUUUGAUUUCAAGUUUAGUUUGUUUGAUUUUGGAACUUCCUUCAUUUUUUUUUUGUGUUUUCGACGGAAUUCGGGGGCUUCGCUUGCGGAGGGUUUGGGCUAACGGAUUAUUCGUUACGUAUCUUGUUUGAAUCUCCUCGUGUGUUUCUUUGUUUCUUUGGGCUGAGGGGUUAGUAGUUCGAUUCUUGGGGAGUUGUGAGGGUUUUUGUGCCCACCCUCCGUUGAAUUUUGGGUUUCGCACGCUUAUGAAGUUGAAUUCUCGAUCACUGGAAUUGGGUUUAGUUCCGAAGUUGGUGCUGUUGAGAGUUUCGUGAUGUUUACGCCGCAGAAGGCUUGGUCUGGUUGGCCCCUCACGCCCAAGACCGGGGCCCAGAAGGGUGGGGCCGGUUCUGCCUCGAAUCCAAACUCUGUUACUCCUAGCUUGAGCCGCAGGGGUGAUGGGAUCAAGGGGAAGACUGCUGCUUUUGGUGAAACCGCGACGCCUCUUUCAGGUACUGUAGUUGAAAAUGGGAGAAACAUGUUUGUGGGGUCCGCUGAGGCGGCCGCCUUGGACCAAGAAGGGUUUGCUGAGAAGAUCUCAAGACUUGAAAACGAGCUUUUUGAGUACCAGUACAACAUGGGGCUUCUCUUGAUUGAGAAAAAGGAUUGGGCUUUAAAAUAUGAAGAGCUUAAACAAGCGUUGGCUGAAGCAAACGACACUAUCAAAAGAGAACAAAUGGCCCAUAUGAUUGCAAUAUCUGAUGCUGAAAAGCAAGAGGAAAGUUUAAAGAAGGCAUUGGGGGUUGAGAAGGAGUGCGUUCUUGAUCUGGAGAAGGCUUUACGUGAGAUGCGUGCAGAAAAUGCUGAAAUUAAGUUCACAGGUGACUCAAAGCUAGCUGAAGCCAAUGCUUUAGUAACUAGCAUUGAAGAAAAAUCUUUGGAGGUGGAGGCAAAACUGCGUGCUGCUGAUGCAAAACUUGCUGAGGUGAGCCGGAAGAACUCAGAGGUGGAAAGGAAGCUGCAAGAUCUGGAGGCUCGGGAAGGUGCAUUUAGGAGGGAUCGUCUAUCCUUCAAUGCAGAACGAGAAGCUCUCGAGGCUACAUUGUCUAAACAACGUGACGAUUUACGGGAAUGGGAAAGAAAGCAGCAAGAUGCAGAAGAGAGGCUUGCCAAGGGUCAAACAAUUCUUAAUCAGCGAGAGGAGAGGGCUAAUGAGAAUGAUAGGAUGGUGAAACAGAAAGAGAGAGAUCUUGAAGAGACUCAGAAGAAAAUUGAGUCUGCUAAUUUAGCUCUGAAAAGGAAAGAAGAAGAUAUAAGUAGUAGGCUAGCUAACAUAGCUUUGAAAGAGCAGGAAUCCGAUGCAUUGAAAGUUACUUUGGAGAUUAAAGAGAAGGAGUUACUUGUGUUAGAAGAAAAGCUUAGUGCUCGUGAAAAGGUUGGGAUUCAAAAACUUCUAGAUGAACACAAUGCCAUUUUAGAUGCAAAGAAAGUUGAGUUUGAGCUGGAAAUUGAUCAAAAGAGAAAAUCUUUAGAUGAAGAAUUGAAAAACAAAGUGUCUGAAGUGGAGAAAAAGGAAGCUGAAAUCAAGCACAUGGAGGAAAAGGUUGCUAAAAGAGAGCAGGCACUCGAAAAGAGAACAGAGAAGUUCAAGGAGAAAGAGGCAGACUAUGAUACAAAGCUCAAAGCUUUGAAAGAAAGAGAGAAGUCAAUGAAAACUGAGGAGAAGAAGCUUGAGGCAGAGAAGAAACAAUUGCUCACUGAUAAAGAGGAUCUGAUCAGUUUAAUGGCUGAAGUGGAGAAUAUUAGAGCGGAGAAUGAAGCACAACUGUUGAAAUUACAUGAAGAGAAGGAAAGUCUUAAAGUGAGUGAGACAGAGAAGUCUGAUUUCCUCCGUUUGCAGUCUGAAUUGAAACAAGAGAUAGAGAAGUACAGGGAACAGAAAGAACUACUGCUGAAGGAAGCAGAGGAUUUGAAGCAGCAGAAAGAAACUUUUGAGAGAGAAUGGGAAGAGCUGGAUGAGAAAAGAGCUCAGGUUGAGAAAGAGCAGAAGACUCUUUUGCAGCAAAAGGAAGAAUUUGAAAAAAGGAUCUUUGCUGAGGAGGAAAGGUUGAGAAAUGAGCGAUCAGAAACUGAAGCUUAUAUCCAUAGGGAGCAGGAAGAUCUAAAGUUAGCCCGAGAAUCCUUUGCAGCUAGUAUGGAGCAUGAGAAAUCCGCCAUUGCUGAAAAAGCUCAAAGUGAUAGAAGCCAAAUGAUGCAUGAUUUUGAACUACAAAAAAGAGAACUAGAAUCUUCCAUGCAGAAUCGGGUCGAAGAAAUGGAAAGAGAAUUCCGUGAGAAAGAGAAAUUGUUUAAGGAAGAGAAGGAGAGAGAGUUGGAGAAUAUUAAAUUUUUAAGAGAUGUAGCUAGAAGAGACAUGGAGGAACUGAAACUCGAGAGACUCAAAACUGAUAAAGAAAAACAGGAAGCUGAAGCUAAUAAAGAACAUUUGGAAAAGCAGAGAAUUGAGAUACGUAAGGACAUUGAAGAGCUUCUCGAACUUAGCAAUAAGCUGAAAAGUCAGCGAGAACAGCUUGUGGAGGAGAGAGAUCGCUUUAUUUCAUAUGUUGACAAACUCAUGACCUGCAAGAACUGUGGGGAAACUGCAUCUGAGUUUGUGCUUUCAGAUUUACAAUCUUUGGGUGGUAUUGAAAAUGCUGAUGUUCUUAAUCUGCCCGGACUUCCUGAUAGAUAUAUGGAAAUUCAAGGACUGCAUGUGUCUCCAGGUGGAACUCUGGGUACUUCUGAUGUGCGAAAUGGUGAACUGACUCCAGGCGUAGCUGGUCCAACAUCUCAUACUUCUAGUGGAACCAUUUCUUGGCUUCGUAAGUGCACGUCUAAGAUUUUUAAGUUCUCUCCAGGUAAAAAGAUUGCAUCUCCAGCAUUUGAGAAACAGGAUGAUGACGAGGCACCAAUAUCAGAUGAACAUGAUGUUCCGGCAGAACCUUCCAAGAGAGUAUCUGCAAGUGAAGAGGAGGCAGAGUUAUCUCUUGCAAUUGCAAGUGAUUCUCUUGACGACAAGAGAGUUCAGUCUGAUGUUAGUGGCAGGGAGGUUGAACCAAGCCUGAAUCUUUCAACUGAUGAUCAAAGUAACGUUAAUAGUAAGGCACCAGAAGUUGCAGUUGAUUCCCAACCUUCUGACACAAGGGUAGUAAAUCAGCGAAAACUACGUCCCAGGAGAGAAAAGCCUAAAAUCAGUAGAACUCGAUCUGUUAAGGCGGUUGUUGAAGAAUCUAAGGCUAUAAUUGUGGAACUUCAGCAAACUCAACUGGUUGAGUAUCCUAAUGGAAAUGCUGAGGAUUCUAGUCAGCUGAAUAAUGAGAGUCGGGAUGAAUCUAGUCUUGCUGGCAAAGGCACACGAAGGAAUUUGCGGAAGAGGACACAUGCUAAUUCAUCUCAAAUCAUGGGUGAGAAUGAUAAUGAUGACAGUGAGGUACGCUCUGGCAGUGCUGUUGAAGGUCAACCACGGAAAAGGCGACAGAGGGCUGUCCCCGCUGUGCGAGCUCCCGAAAAACGAUACAAUCUCCGGCGAACUAAAGCUGCAGGUGCUUCUAAAGACCCAUCUAACAUUAGUAAAGGAAAUGAAGAAGAUGCUCCUGUUAAUCGUACAGAGGAAGACGUUCACUAUUCAAAAGCUCGUCCUACACCAUCAAUGGGGGUUGCCAGCGACAAUGCUGGAAGCACUUACCUUGUAAGGUGUGGUACUGUUGGAGAUAAUCAAGAUGUCACUAUUGCUGGUACGUCGAAAAAUUCAACUGAUAUGGUAUCUCUGAGUGAAGAAGUGAACGGGUCACCCGAAAUUGCAGGCAAGUACGGCGAUCGUGGUAAAUACAAAAGUGAAUCUUGUGAUGAAGAUGAGGAUGAUGAUGAAGAAGAGUCGGAACAUCCAGGUGAAGCUUCCAUAGGGAAGAAGCUGUGGACCUUUUUCACAACGUGACCAUUUGACCUGCCUUCUUAUAAUAAUGUUGACUGUUGAAGAUGGGUAAGUGGGUCAACUUGUGUAGGAUUGAUUUGAUGAUGGUAGGGAGAGAAGGUUUAGAUGUGUAACAAGAAGUCAAAUGUAGUUAGAACUACGAAUUUGUGAGGGCAGGGGGAUUUGCUUUCUAUUUCCUUCCCCCUCUUUUUCUUCUUCUUUUAGGAUUCAGGAUACUCCAGCCAUUUUAUAUAUUGACACUCUAUCCGUAGCGCUAGUUAUUUGACGUUACAGUAGCCGCUGACCCGUGGAUUCUCGGCUAUGCCCCCGAAAUUUGUUUGUAUCAAAAUGUUUGCCUCUAUGUUAGUUCUUGAAUGAUUGUUUUAACCUUAUUGAUUUGAUUCCCUUUCUCA